AAACAGUAUGGCGGCAGAUGCAGAACUGUGGCCGUAAUUGAUUUAUAUCUUGAGUGAAACCACCUCAUCGUUCUGAAAUCUGAUAAGAUGUCAUGUAGAAUGAAAGAUCGGAUACUUAUGGUUUUGAGUACAUUGACAUAAUGGAGAGUGCAAGAAAACCACAGCUGAGUGAUCUCCGACAGAAACGAUUGGCGUAUUUUGAUCAAAAAUAUGCCCCGAGCCCUCCCACAGAGCCUAAACCAAGUAGCAAUGUCAAUCUGGCAUCAACACAGAUAUCAAAUGGGUCGACACAACGAGGUGGGAAGAAGACCUCUGGAUACUAUGGUGAUGCAACCUACAACAAGACUGGUGCCAUUCCGAAAUCAUACAAGAAAGGUCAGCGAGGGGUUGAUUCCACAACUUCAAACUCGGUAGAGAAUAGUGGUGGAUACAGUUAUCAAGUGGUCGCUGCGAAGAAGAAAUCCACCAAUCAGCAAUUGAGUGCUCAGGAUUUUGAGAUACACACGCCAAAUGAUGUCGAUGAACUUUUCCAGUCUAACCGAGGAAGACCUAGAAAGGCAAGUCAGGUUCCAGAAGAGAAAACGGAGAAAGUUCAUCCGUCAGAGCCAAUUCGUGGCAAUGUUCUUGAUGCAGCUUCUGUGGAUUAUGAACGUCGGCUUAUGGAGCAUCUUCAAAGACCUGAUCGUCAGAAUGUAAACACUCACAUAAGAACUGCACAGAUACGUUCGGGUGAUAGCAGAGGAGAUGAUAUGCCGCAGAGAAAUAAUCAUCUUGUUCCCAGGAAGAAGCAUCUGAAGAAAUUCCUGUUUAGACAAGAUGAAGAUACCUCACCUGCUCUCAAGGCAGCAGCUGAACAUGAUGCUCUCUACGCCCAGAACAUACUGAAUCAGAUGGGUCAUGUACGGAAACUACGAGCUCAGGUGCAUGGAGAACUCAUGUCUGGCUUCUCAGAACAGGAGUUUGGAUUGAACCCUGUGAGUUCGAAGGCCGAAUCUUUAGAGCAAGAUUUAUCACGUGAAGAUCCUGUCUCCUCAAUUCAAGUUGGAUCAUCUCAAAUGGAUGGAGGUCUGCAGAAUCGUUCAAUCAAAGAUCUUCAAGAACCCACCAGUGUGUCUGUUUAUUCGUUGCAAGCAGAUUCACACCGUGUUACAAAAACUUUGUCACCACCGCCAUCAAACUCAACUGUGUAUUUGCAGGAGGAAGACAGUGGUACUGGUGGCACCAGUGAUCAAGACAAAGGUUCAGGCAGUGAAAACUUGGAUAAUGAUAUGACCUUUGACCUUGGGGCAUUACAGGAUGCAGCCAAACAAGGGGAUGACAUCUUGAGGAAGUACAUUCAGAGUCUGAGCAAAAACAUCAAGAAGAAGAAAUUAAAUGAGUCUAUCGGAGAGACCACUGGAAACGCAUUCAAGCCAGACCCACAUGAAAUAGAUGGUCCGAAACCAGACGAAGUGCAGGAUUUAGACAGAGAGCUAUCAUCUCAUCCUAGACAUCCUAAGAAGUUUCUGAAUACUGACUUGAGACCUGAGCAGGAGACGAGCAUCCCUCAGACAUCUGAAUCAAACACUGUGCCACGAACGAGAAAUCUGGAAAGACAGCAUAGACCCAAAGUGUCGCAACCUAGUGUCACCUCAACAGAGUUACAGAGUCUAGGACUAUUUCAAGACCUUCAAGAUAUGAAGCAUAACUCCCAAGACCCAGGUCAUGAUACCACAAAGCUGCACACCCAGCUUAAAUCAGGCCCUAAUCAGCCAAGACGUCUGGAUGGGAUGGUUGAAGACAGUACUGAGGAUGAAGAUUUUGGCUUGAGCACACACCGACCCAUGGAGAGACCGUUGUCUCCUCUGAAGCAGGUUUACGUGAACCGCAAAGAGAGGCACCUUGAAGGCUCCGAAGAUGAUUCAACCGAUCCUGUAAAAAGACAUCAGAAUAAUACUGAGAACAAUCAGAGUGACUUAAGUGACGCUGGACUGUCUUUGCAAAAAGAUGAUGCAGUACCUGAAAAAGACCAUACAUCUCAGACAGGCAACGUUUUUCAUACAUUUUUGGAGCCUGAGGUUGAUAACACUCUGUUCCGACAUCACAGUUUAGAAAACUUCACAAGCAGCACUGACCAAAGUGGAGAUGAAAGAUUGAGAAAACAACCUCCAAGUUAUGAGAAGUUGUUCUCCAACCCAACAGGAUUAAGCUCAGACUCAAUCCCUUUCCCUCACCCAUCGGGGACUGAGAUUGGAAACUUUGUGUGCCCAGAGCAGAGCACAGACUCUGACCAGGAUGCUCACAAGAAUCUUGCAAGAACCUCUCAGCUUAUUCCUAUUCCACCACAGCAGGAGAAGACGGGCAGUACCAGCUUCAAGCGACACAAACCUGCAGCCCAGAAGUCCGCAAGGAAUAAAAGUCCAAGGCGACCAAAGACCCCAGAGAGGCAUGUAGAGGGUGUCAGGGAGCACCAUGAACGGGAGAGAGAAACUCGCAGACAGCUGUCGGCUCGCAAAAGUCAGAAGAAAUCUCUCGAGCAGGAAACUGGAAACCUUGCAAAAUCUUCAACGGAUGAAGAUCCUGCUCUUCGGCAUCCUCAUCCUCCUGAAGACAGAUUCAAUUCUGAAGAUGUCUUAAAAGUAGAGAACCUGUUUGAGUCCUCCAGUUGGAAAGAAUCAUGGCAGCAGCUCAAUUUAGGACCCUCCGGAGAUGCUAAAAAUCACAAUGAACAAAAUCAAACAGGAAAAAUGUGUCCAAGGUGCACCAAUUUCAGUGUGAACAGUCAAUCGGAGUGUGAAGCUUGCGGCACAGUCAUCCAUAAUGAAUCUGUUAAUCCAGUAGACUCUGUGAUUCCAUCAUUUGAUUCCCAUUUCAAGGAUGUGUCUUCAGGCGGAGCUGCCACCGCCAGAACCCAUCUGACAACAGGAAGUGCUUGGGAUAUUGAAAUCUCAGCUCCGACUCAAGAGAACAAAUUUCCAAGAAUAACAGCAGACGAUGAGUCAACUGUGAUGGGGAAGAUAGCCAACUUUGUUCCCAAACUGACCGAUGGAGGAGGAGAUGUCGGUGGAUCUAAGAAAUCCAGAGGGCCUGUUUCGUCAAAUGAGACGGGUGCUGGAGAUGCCAGUCAUGUAUUUGGAGAUCUUCCCAACAGAGUGGAUGCAUGGUUGGCAGCUAACGAGACCAGCAGACGCUCUGAUGCUUCCGCAAAUCUCGACCCCACUGGACAAUCUGCAAAUCAUAAGAUUCGGAUCCCAGACCAACUGCGACAGUCUAGCGACGAGGAGGAAGCAGAGCACAAAGUGACCUUUGAACUUUCACCCCAAGUUGACCUCGGUAACCAACACUUGCAUCAGAAUGGUCAUGCUCCUGGCUUGGACGAUCGCCUGGGGAAAAAAAUCAAGCCCCGCCCAAGUAGUGCUGGGCCGCAGCAAAGCAGACAGGAGGCAACAAGACCAAAAGGUUCCGUGUCAAAGAGCAGGACCGGUCAAUUGAUUGACCAGCCGAUGUACAACCGCAGAUGGGCAACGUCAAGCUCAACAUGGGGUACCAGACGCUCAGUUGGAGGUCAGAGGUCAACACUCAUAGACUCCAUUCCAGCAUCAAAUUCACCGACGAUGCAAAGAAAGAGGCCGUCGUCUGCAAAACAUGAUGUGCCACUGCACAAGAGUGAGGCUGAACCGAGGGUCAGGGGUCAGAGGCCGCGACCUCAAUCAGCGAACUGGAAAUCCAGAGAGUCAAAAGAUUUGGGCAACAGCAAGAAAAGGAGUGGGAAUCUGAAGGAUGAAUUCUUGACUGUAAACACAGCUCAAAUUGAAGAGGGUCUCGCUUCCAGAGCACUGCAUGCCAGUCAUAGCAUGCUACCUCUCACCUUGCAACUCAUCUGUGAUAGUCCCCGAGGUGGUGACGAUGUGUCAAUAUGGGAGCUCCUACCUGAUGAGAUUCUCCUUCACGUCUUUCGUUACCUGAGCUACAAAGAUCUCAUCAAGUGUGCUGCAAGUUGCUCAAGGUUUCAUCGUAUCGCAAUGGACGACUCAUUGUGGAGGACAAUCAAGCUUCACAAGAGGCAAGUGAGCGACUUUUCCUUGACUCAGAUAGGUGAGAGGCAUCCUACGAGUCUGUCCCUCACUCAAUGCUAUGGCAACAUCGUCACAGAGAAUGGACUGAGAAAUCUCUUCCGUUGCUGCGCUGAUACACUCCAGGAACUCAAUGUGAGUGGAUGCACAGGCGGGGAUCUGACAGGUGAUUCGUUGCUGCUACACGCCAGCAGGUGUAAUCACCUGACAUCAUUGGAUGCCAGCUGGAGCCAGGCUACAGACAAUGGACUAUCAGCCAUCAGCGACAGCUGUCAAAGGUUGACGUCGUUGUGUCUCAACGGAUGCCAGUCAGUUUCUGAUGAAUGCCUGAAUCGUGUCAUCAAGAAGCAUGGCAGAAGUCUGCGUGUGUUGGAAGUCUUGGGGUGUGUGCAGCUUUCUCCUGAGACACUUCAGUUGAUUGGCCAAGAAUGCCGUAAUCUUCACACUCUGAACAUUGGCCAGUGCUACAAGGUCACAGAUGAGUGUAUCAGUCAACUCGUCAGCCAUCUCAGGAACUUGAAGCACCUUGACAUGCGUGGCUGCAAACAGAUUCGAGAUAGCUGUGUGAGGAAGAUUGUGAGAAACUGCAAGCGUCUUCAGACUCUGGUCUUGGCAAACUGCACUCACAUCACCAACGCAGCGAUGGUUGAAAUCGCUACCUACCUUCCAACAAUCAGGUCUCUUGAUGUGUCUGGCUGCAAGAAAGUCAACAACGAGGGCGUUCGUUCCUUAGCAACCUGUUGCCAUUAUCUGACCUCUCUAGAUGUCAGCUCAACGGGCGUUGAUAACAAAAGUGUUUCCGCCUUGGCUAAUUACUGCAACAAGACACUGGUUUCUGUGCGUUUCAAUUGCUGCAAAGACAUCACUGAAACGGCCAUUGUGAAACUGCUGAAGAAUUGCAAAAAACUGGAGACUUUGCAUCUGUAUGGGGUGAAGGGUCUACGUAACCUAGGCGUGUUGAAGCUACAGUAUCCUUGCCUGUGGUUUGAGUAACGAGCAGGCCUCGAGUUAUGUGUGUUUGUGUAACAACAUAUCUAUGUGUACGUGUUCUACAUAACCCCCGAGGACCGACACACAAAGGGAGAACAACAGAUCCUUUCAGUCCUCGGGAGUUGGGUCUUCUGUUGGAAACGGUCCUCUGUAGUAAGUUUGUGUGCUUAGUCUAUGGGAGAGUCAAAUUAGGUUUUGCCUUUCACCGACCAAUGGGAGAGUGUUGUAUUCAUUACAAAGGGAUAUUUGUGCACGGAGCCAUAUGGACUGGUCAAGUGGCUUUUUUUACCAUGAGAGAACUUUCUGUUUUUCUUCUUCUUUUUCAUUUUACUUCUUGAAAAAAAAAAGAACUGUUUUAGAUAUUUGCCCUUAAGAAGACAAGCUUUGAAAAAUGUGCCUUAGCCAAGUGAUUGAUAUGCAAAUGAGGUGUAAAUAUUAAAAACAAAUCAAGUUUAGUUCAAAACGUGGGAAGUAUUUUUUCAUGUCACAUUUUAUGGAAUCAAGUGUUAACCAAGCAAGUCAAUUGGUGUAAUGAUAUUUUCAGUGCCUUUACUCAAAGUUUGGAACUGAUCAUGCAAUUUUAUUUUAUGUAACAGCGCCCUCUAUUGAUGAAAGAACAUUGUGUAAAACAUCAAUGCUGUGUUGUCAACUCGAUAACACAAUUGCUGCAAUUUAAAAAAAAAACAACUAAAUCUCAUGUUUCCAAAUUUAGAUUUUGGAAAGAGUGUGCACAAAUUUCCCGCAGUUUUUAAUAUUAAAUGACAUCUCUGGGCAAGAUAAAUGGACGAAGUAAUGGACAAUGUGAUAUACUACAUAUCUGCCUGUGGCUAAGUGCAUAUCAUCAUCCAAGCAUUAUUGAUGUAUACAUUGUAGUACAUUGUAUACACAUGUUCAUGUAUUAAUGGCUUAAACACAUUUCAAAGGCAAUUUGUUUCCAAGCAAUGAUAACCAGAGCUGAAUUAUUUGUGCAAUAAAGAUAAGUGUUUUUACACCUGCAUUG
This is a messenger RNA of Patiria miniata (bat star), 6042 nucleotides long. RefSeq lists its product as uncharacterized. The transcript is spliced from 13 exons. Gene Ontology annotation, molecular function: protein binding. Gene Ontology annotation, biological process: SCF-dependent proteasomal ubiquitin-dependent protein catabolic process. Gene Ontology annotation, cellular component: SCF ubiquitin ligase complex. Bases 141 to 5045 code for a protein of 1634 amino acids. Lineage: Eukaryota; Metazoa; Echinodermata; Asteroidea; Valvatida; Asterinidae. The record is from RefSeq and is a predicted model, not a curated record.